AUGGCGUCGCUGGUAGCAAGACGCGCCUUGGGCGCCGUCCGCACCCGUCCAACCCUCCUCCGCACCAGCGUCCCUGCCACGAGCGCCUUCACCACCACCCCUCUCCUCAAAGCCGAUAACCCCCAAGUCCCCCAACAAGACCCCAAGGCCACCGCCAAUUCCAUCAUGGACGCCCUCCCUGGCAACAACCUCGCCUCCAAAGCCGCCAUUCUCUCCGCUGGUGCUGGUCUCUCCGUCGCAGCCAUCAGCAACGAGAUCUACGUCGUCAAUGAAGAGUCCAUUGUUGCUUUGUCACUUUUGACCAUCUACUGGGCUGUGUACAAUUAUGCUGGACCAGCGUACAAGCAGUGGGCGCAGGCUACGAGCGACAAGUACGCGAGCAUCUUGAACGCGGCUCGCAAGGAUCACACGGAUGCUGUCAAGGCGAGGAUCGACAAUGUCAAGGACUUGAGUGGCGUGAUAGACAUCACAAAGGACUUGUUUGCUGUUUCCAAGGAAACCGCGCAACUCGAAGCCCAAGCAUACGAGCUCGAACAGCGCACAGCCGUCGCCGCCGAGGCCAAGAGCGUCUUGGACUCAUGGGUGAGAUACGAGGGCCAGGUCAAGGCGAGACAGCAGAAGGAGCUGGCUGAGAGUGUCAUAGCGAAGAUCGCCAAGGAGUUGGAGAACCCGAAGGUUCUGGACCAGAUUCUGAAGCAGAGUGUUGCUGAUGUGGAAAGGAUUGUUGCGCAGAAGGCUUAG
Messenger RNA from Recurvomyces mirabilis, 741 nucleotides. RefSeq names its product atp4 subunit B of the stator stalk of mitochondrial F1F0 ATP synthase (gene ATP4). The record is from RefSeq and is a predicted model, not a curated record. The transcript has 3 exons. Gene Ontology annotation, molecular function: proton-transporting ATP synthase activity, rotational mechanism. Gene Ontology annotation, biological process: proton motive force-driven ATP synthesis. NCBI's taxonomy places the organism in Eukaryota, Fungi, Ascomycota, Dothideomycetes, Mycosphaerellales, Teratosphaeriaceae. The coding region runs from base 1 to 741 and encodes 246 amino acids.